GUUCGCAGCCAACACGAAGCACUCAGAGUGCUCCUAAACGGUUGAAAAAAUUUAGGCGGGGAUCGAUUCUGAAACGCGUAGUACGAACGUUUUUUUUUCGGGGCGCACAUCGGCUGAGUCGGCAGUGGAUUUGAAUUUGCAAACCGUGUUGACGCGUAUUGUUGCCCGCCGUGGUUUGAGCGCGAUCGCCUUCACACUCCUCACUGGUUGUUGCUGCUGUGACAGUCCCGCGGAUUCUUCGAGUUGUGGUGUGGCGGAUCACACGACGAGAGCGCACACAGCACAGUCUUUUGGCGGUCGAUUUGCGUUGCAUAUCUGAGCUGUUGGUUCAAUCAUAAACGGUAUUCGGCGGCGAACGGAUUGUCGAACGACGGUGUCGCGGAGGUUUCCAUCUGUUCAUCUGUAACUUCAUCCCCAAGAUAUAAACCUUUUCGUUCUUGGUGGCGCCAGCUCAAGUGUUGAUGGUGGUGCUUGACAGUGAGCGUGCGUGCCUGUUUAGUUGCUGUUCUGUACUUGCUUUCAAGUGUUCUACUGCUAUUUAAAACGGAUCGGAUGCGAUAGUGGAUGUGGUUUCUUAAAAGUGAAAUCGGAUAAAGGUAGUGUUAUCGAUUGGUGAAAGAAAUCGUUGAAAAGCCUCAAGUGUGCGUUACGCAAAAGUGAAACGAUUUUAACUUCAGUUCUUUGCUGGAGAAGUCUCGCGAAUCAACGGUCUUUGGAAGCUGAAGGUGCAAACCGUACACUUUCUGUGUUGUUUUUAAUUGAAGGAAGCAAGGAUAAGAUACAAAAAGAAAAAAAAAAUGGUGGGACAAAGAAUCGCAAACUCUUUACUCAAGAGAUCGGCAUUUUCAACGGCAAUCAAUGUAUUACCAAACGAGGUGGCGGCAGUACCCCAACCGGGUACCGGGCAGGAACUACGAGCAGCAGACGCUGGCGGUCAUGUCAAACCCUACUCCGAAGUGCCAGGGCCGAAAGAGUUCCCCCUAAUAGGAAACAGUUGGCGAUUUGCUCCGCUAAUUGGCCAGUACCGCAUCGAAGACCUGGAUAAGGUGAUGUGCGAUCUCCAUCGACACUUCGGGAAGAUCGCCAAGGUGGGCGGCCUGAUCGGACACCCGGAUCUGCUGUUCGUGUUCGAUGCCGACCUAAUCCGGGAAACCUUCAAGAAGGAGGAAGUUCAACCACAUCGACCCGCCAUGCCGUCACUGCGGAACUACAAAUCGAAACUGCGAAAAGAUUUUUUCGGCGAUAACAUGGGACUGAUUGGAGUACACGGCGAAAAGUGGGAUGCAUUCCGCGCUCAGGUACAGCAGGUGAUGCUGCAGCCGUCGACUGCGAAAAAAUACAUCGCUCCACUCGACGAAAUCUCCACCGACUUUAUGGCCAGAAUACACGAAAUGCGGGACGAGAACAAUGAACUGCCGGGUGACUUCCUCCAUGAGCUCUACAAGUGGGCGCUCGAGUCGAUAGGACGUGUGGCACUGGACACCCGGUUAGGCUGUGUUUCGAAAACGGGCAACGAGGAAUCGAAGCGAAUCAUCGACUCAAUUAAUGCCUUCUUCUGGACCGUUGCCGAGGUCGAACUGCGGAUGCCCAUCUGGAGGAUAUACCAGACCAGUGCCUACAAAAAGUACAUCGGAGCGCUGGAUUCAUUCCGAGAUCUCUGCAUGCGUCACAUCAACAUCGCCAUGGAAAAGAUGAACAACAGCGGCGCAGUGAAGAGCGAAGAGCACAUUUCGAUAGUCGAGCGCAUCCUGCAGAAAACGAACAAUCCUAAAAUAGCAGCCGUCCUGGCGCUGGAUCUAAUUAUGGUUGGCGUUGAUACGACCUCAGUGGCGGCUACCUCGACCAUCUACCAGCUAAGUCAGAACCCGGACAAGCAGGAAAUUUUGUUCAACGAAAUCAAACGCAGCCUGCCCACGACUGAUACGAAGUUCACGACUUCGAUGCUGGAAACGAUGCCCUAUCUGCGUGCUUGCAUCAAGGAAACUCUCAGAAUGUAUCCAGUUGUGAUUGGCAACGGACGCAGCCUCCAGUCGGAUGCCGUUAUCGGAGGAUACCAUAUUCCCAAAGGGACCCAUGUUAUUUUCCCCCAUCUGGUCGUUUCGAACCUAGAGGAGUACUUCCCGGAACCGGAUCGCUUCCUACCCGAGCGGUGGCUCAAGCGUGGUGAGCUUGCCGAGCAUGCCGGAUGUCCGCACGCCGGUCAAAAAAUUCAUCCCUACGUAAGCCUACCUUUCGGAUACGGUCGACGAACCUGCAUUGGGCGGCGUUUCGCCGAAUGUGAGCUGCAAAUUUUGCUGUCCAAGCUUUUCCGACGGUACCACGUCGAGUAUAACUAUGAUAAACUAACGUACAAGGUGAACCCCACUUACAUCCCCGCCAACCCGCUGAAAUUUAAACUAACGGAGCGCAGUGACUGACACUAUGCGGUACCUGUUUGCAGAGUAGCAGAGAAUAGCUACUGCUGGGAUAGCGUAUAAGAAUCGUAGAACUAACUGGGAGAUAUGCUAAUUCCCUUCCGGCUCUUCUCAGCCCCUGCACAGCACACGAGAGCACACCGGCGAUGUAAUAAAAUAUUUAUGUACAUAAAUGUAUGGAAUAAAUCGAGAUAAGCUUUACAAGCAGAUAGAGCACACGGUGUAAGUCAUUUUUGGUUUUGCAUUUUUUUGUAUCUCCUCCGUACUGAAGUCGAGUUGAGCACCGAUUAGGAUAAGUCCCAUGAGGUACUCGCAAUGAACUGCGCGCGAUAACCCCGUAAGCGAACGCUCGUUUUGUUCUGUGAUAUUCUAGUUUGUGGUGGUAUUAUAGUUAGACAAAAAAAGGCUACUCACUAUUUAGCGGAAUCGUUCAGCUGGUACUCGUUGCUACGGCAGAAGCAUUCUUGCACACCGGAAUCCGACCACAGUCUUUUCAUCGCUAACAGCAGAUCCUCCGAGAAUGGCUCUGUAUCGUGCAUCCGUUGCACCACAUCGAACACCAUCUUUGCGUCACACUGGAAAAUUGAAAAUGGUAGAUUUGUUUAGACAUUUACGAAUACAGAUUACAAACUGAUUAUUUGAUGAUAGUAUAAUGAUUACGUUAUGGAAUCUUACUAGAACUUAAGUUAUGUAAAUGAGGAUAAUUUUAUGAAAACUGAGGUAAAUUUGCGUUAACAACACAUCCACUCUGAUAAAUGUAAAAUUUUACUUGAUUUUUGAUCGCUCGUUCGCACAAUCGUCAAUAG
This is a messenger RNA of Wyeomyia smithii (pitcher-plant mosquito), 3220 nucleotides long. RefSeq names its product probable cytochrome P450 49a1 (gene Cyp49a1). Bases 798 to 2417 code for a protein of 539 amino acids. The transcript is spliced from 12 exons. Gene Ontology annotation, molecular function: iron ion binding; heme binding; oxidoreductase activity, acting on paired donors, with incorporation or reduction of molecular oxygen. NCBI's taxonomy places the organism in Eukaryota, Metazoa, Arthropoda, Insecta, Diptera, Culicidae. The record is from RefSeq and is a predicted model, not a curated record.